CUGGUGAAGGUGUUGUGUGGAUGAACAGAGUCGAGUGCAGAGGGAAUGAGAUUCGCCUGUGGGACUGUCCUCUCUCCCUGAAAAACCACACUGACUGCUCCCACAAAGAGCACGCUGGACUCACCUGUGCAGAUUUUACAGAUGUAUCAGUGUCCACUACUUCUGCCACAACAACAUCAGCUUCUCCUCCAGUUUCUCCUCCAGCGCGCUCAACAUCAGUCUCUCCUCCACAAACUUCUCCAGCAGCGUCUCUCUCCGUCCCCCCAGUGCUUGUGAUUGUUCUGGGAGUUGCGCUCUUACUGCUCUUAGUGCCACUGCUUAUACUAAUUCAGCAGAACAGAGCGAUGAGGAGAGCUCUCUCUAAGAGGAGACACAGGACGAUGACUGAGGCCGUUUAUGAGGAGAUUCAGCAUAGACCCACUAACAGACACAGUCUCUUCACUCAGAGGGGAAGUGUGCUCUCAGAAAAACAGCAUUCUGGGUAUGAAGAUGCUGAUGAGCUUCUUUCAGCAAAAUCUGCAGAAAGAGCCAAACCUGAAUACCAUAAUGAUUUCUCCAGCACUAAAGGCCCAACAAAAAAAAAAAAAAAAAAUACUGGUUUUUUGGAAAGAUGUGUUGACAUUUGA
Messenger RNA from Cyprinus carpio (common carp), 626 nucleotides. RefSeq names its product scavenger receptor cysteine-rich type 1 protein M130-like. The transcript has 6 exons. The coding region runs from base 21 to 626 and encodes 201 amino acids. Lineage: Eukaryota; Metazoa; Chordata; Actinopteri; Cypriniformes; Cyprinidae. The record is from RefSeq and is a predicted model, not a curated record.